GCGCCAAAGCCAAUUUCAAAGGAAACGUCAAUUGAUCGACGGAGACGUCUUCGCAAGGAAUUCCACCACAGGCUAGGGCUCCUCAACCCACGCUGGCCCAAGAUGACUAUUAACCCGACCUUUCUCGCAAAGCGGACGCGAUCCUCCGUCAACUGGACCGAUGCGAAGACUCGUGUGAUUCAUUCCUACAGGGAAUGGCUUAGAGCGUCCCCAGAGAUCCAAACUAUGUACUCUCUGAAUAUCCCCGUGUCGGCUAUCCGGACGAAGAUUCGCCAGGAAUUCGAGAAACACCGCUACGUGAGCCAAUUGCCAGUCGUCGAUGUAUUAUUGUAUCAGAGCCAUGCAGAGUUCCAGGAAACGCUGAAUUACUGGAAGCAGCUUUCUCAUGUGAUGAAGUAUUUCCGACCAGAAGAGGAGCCUGGUGCACGUUUACCCCAGAACUUCAUCUCUGGUUUCUUGGAGGGCCGUAACUGAAUUUUCCGCCGUUGAUGAUCUCAUUAUGUUUUUUGUGUGGAGGGGGUUUACACUAUUCCGCAGCCCUCUUCUGGCUGGGCAAUUGGAGGGUUCCGCGAUACUGAUUAGAGGAAAUUCUGUAUAUAUUGUCGGACCAGAUAACUUCGAGGAUCCCU
Monascus purpureus is the source of this 629-nucleotide messenger RNA. The record is from the annotation of a GenBank genome assembly. Lineage: Eukaryota; Fungi; Ascomycota; Eurotiomycetes; Eurotiales; Aspergillaceae.